CGAAUCAUUUUAUUUCGGAUCAAAUAGAAAUCGGCGCGAAUGAAAUUUUAGAAUUGGUAACCUUCAAUGAGUGAUCAAAAAUAAAGUGAGAGUACGUCUAUUCCGAGAUAUGAAAUAAUUGGAUUUAUCACGUACUUCCUGUUACAUCAAUGAAGUGCUAAUAUUGAGUUUUUUUUUUUUUGACUUUUUUUUUGUAUUGAAUAAGACGGGAAAUGAACAAUGCACGAUUGUUAUUACGCAUCCGACUAGUUUACAUUCGUGAAGACCGAUCGGCAACAUGUCGGUGUUAGCCGAAAGCUUAACACCGACCAAUCAUCUUUAAGGUGAUUAAUAACAAUUGCAUAAAUGACAUCGGACAAUGACACGUUUCAAAAUUCAAAGGAUGAAGUUUUUUAUAUUUUUGUCGAUCUUUCUACUUGGGCAAAUCGCGGUGUGCAGUGGAAGCUUUCGAGAAAGAAAUGUCAAGCGUGAAUCCUCCGUAGUGAGAAAUGUCAUAAACGAAGACGUUUUAUCUUCGUCUAUAAGAAAAAAGCAGCAUAAUGAGGUAUCAUCAUCUUCGUCAUUACCAUCAUCUUCUUCGUCACUGACGAAAGACAUCGAUGACGGGAAAAUGGGCGGGAAUGAAAAGCCGCCGACUAACAUAACCUACAAACCGCUUGUUGAAGAUUCGAAUGGAACUAUACAAACGACGACAUUAAUGCCAAAAGAGCACAUAGCAGAAGGUCAUUUAACGUCCUUGAAUUCUGGAGCUCUCCUACGUGGCUUUUGCGUCUUCAUAGGAUUGAGCAUUUUGGUCAUGGCCUAUAUCAUGUUCCGUAGCUUUAGGUUCAGUAAAACACGUGCACAGAUGAUUCGAAAGUACGGUAUUCUUGCUCAUAGGCAAGAUGUUGAAAUGCGACCAUUACCAUUAGAAGAAGAAGAUGACGAAGAUACUACUGUUUUUGAUGCCAGCAAUGUUUUAACUAAUAAUGCUCAACAUCAAAACUUGUGAAAAUGUUUCUGUUAGAAACAUGUCAUUUUCUGCGCUUUUAUGUAUGGUAUAUUAACAAUACGCCUCUUCGAUGGUUUUUAAAAUCGAACUAUUUUUUUUUUAUUAAUGGCAAUUGUACAAAAACAAGAGAAACAAAAUACUUCAUAAUUGUCUCUUUAUUUAACACCAUUGACAUAUUGCUAUAAAGAACAGAAUAUAUUUGUGCGUAUUGGCUUUUCAAUUAUUUUGCUAUAUUGCAUUAAAUGUAUCAUUGUCGACAAAAUGUUUUUGUCUUUCCAAUGCAAAUAUAUAUAUAUAUAUAAUAUAUAUAUAUAUAUAUUAUCAAAUUUGUGGCACCCACUGUUCGUGUAUUAAUAAAAAAUAUCGGGUUGCCUAAUCUACUACUACACAAAGUAAACUAUGUUGUUAUAAUUAAAAUUAAACAAAUACAGAUUGUCUCUAUUUUAUUUAAUGCUAAACAUUUAAUAAAAAUUAUCUAUAAAAUUUA
Messenger RNA from Vespa crabro (European hornet), 1478 nucleotides. RefSeq lists its product as uncharacterized. The record is from RefSeq and is a predicted model, not a curated record. The transcript is spliced from 3 exons. NCBI's taxonomy places the organism in Eukaryota, Metazoa, Arthropoda, Insecta, Hymenoptera, Vespidae. Bases 359 to 991 code for a protein of 210 amino acids.